Messenger RNA from Galendromus occidentalis (western predatory mite), 1859 nucleotides. RefSeq names its product putative inhibitor of apoptosis. Gene Ontology annotation, cellular component: nucleus; cytoplasm. The record is from RefSeq and is a predicted model, not a curated record. The transcript is spliced from 3 exons. Lineage: Eukaryota; Metazoa; Arthropoda; Arachnida; Mesostigmata; Phytoseiidae. The coding region runs from base 218 to 1684 and encodes 488 amino acids.
GUAUUCCGCUUGGAACGACCGAAAGAAGGUUACAGCUGCGUUACUUAUUCUCCUCAAAAAGCUCACUUCGAGAACACCUUCGAUUUGCCUUGAUCGUUGGAAAAGUGGCGUUCAGCUUUCUCUACCUUAAUCUCCUACCCGCAAACGGUUAUGCUAAACUAGUGUCGUCUUCGCCGAGCUUGUUCUGUGGUUAGUGUUGGGAUCCCUACGAGUUAAAAUGGCUCCAGGAGUCGCUCAAACUCCAGCCAGCAUGCAUCCGACUCAGGAAAUCAUCCGGCCUGCAAAACAAGUCUCACCAGUCACGACACCAGUCAGCUCCCCUCCGCCGGCCACCGUGUCGACGGUCAACAGAUCGAGAAAACCCAAUUUUCAAGAUGAAGCCGAUCGAAUGCGCUCGUUCGGAUCGUGGCCAUCGACGGCCCCGAUCUCGAAGGACAAAGUCGCUAGAGCGGGAUUCUAUUACCUGGGUAGUGGACUCAAUGUCGCCUGCCCGUUCUGUGAGGUGGAGAUCGGAGAUUGGCACUUCAACGACGUUGCCUUGCGGAAACAUCGUGAACGAAGUCCUAACUGCUCGUACGUGCUCCAACGCUCUCUCCCGGACGUCCCUAUCGACCAGAUAAUGAGGAGUCCCAAGAAACGUCUGGAAACGUUCGUGGACUGGCCGAAGCCCCAAAUAGAUCCCCAGCGUUUGGUGAAUGCGGGCUUCUAUUAUCUCAAAGAAGGAGACAAGGUCCGCUGUGCCUGGUGUAAAGGAGUUAUCGAGUCCUGGGCCCCCGAAGACGUCCCUUUCGACGAGCACGCUAAGAACUUCAUUAGCUGCCCAUUCAUCCUCAACCCUCCACCGUACGCGCUCUGCGGAGAAGAUGAGUGCGGUCUCCGGAGCAUGUGUUCAACGAGUAAAGAUCCCGCUCCUGGGUCGUAUCCUGUGGGAGCGACACCCCACGUGGCUCCGAAACACCCUCACAUGGUCUCUUCCUCCUCGAGGAUGGCUACAUUCACGACAAAUUCGUGGCCCGCUGAGGCGAAAGUCAAAGCGGUCGAUUUGGUGGAAGCCGGCUUCUUCUUCCUCGGAAUGCACGAUUUCACGAAAUGCUUCAGCUGUGACGGCGGACUGUGCAACUGGGCCGAAGGCGAUGAUCCAUGGGUGGAGCACGCUCGCUGGUUCCCAGACUGUAAUUUCCUCAAGUUGAAUAAGGGCGAACCGUUCAUCGAAAAAUACAGGAACCUGCAUCAGCAGAUGUUGAAUGAGGCAGAGGUUGAAGCUCAAUCCCCGGAAGACCCGAUGGAUGAUACGCUCCGGAACGAGCUCGAGUUCAUAAUGAAUUCGUCGGAUGUCGAAUUCUUUUUGAAGCAGGGAGUACCCCCUCAGGUUGUCCGAAUGACUCUCAAGAAAUUCAUGCUCGACAAAGGCCGAGGUUUCGCGGGGCCCGAUGAACUGGGGGCGGUCCUGUCGCAAGUUGUGAGCUUCUCGAAGAAAGCCGCACCUGAAGCAAAACGGGAGAAUAACAGAGUCGAAGAAAUUCCCGAAAACAUGCUCUGUCGAGUAUGCAUGGUACACGAACGGGGCGUCGUGUUUCUACCUUGUGGACAUUUUGUGACAUGUCCAUCCUGCGCCGCUAGUGUGACAGAGUGUGUGAUGUGCAGAAAACCGAUCGUGAGCACGGUGCGGACUUUCUUUUCGUGAGCUCACGGAGUGCAUCUGUAGAUUUGUUUUGUGAUAGAUAGAUCUGCCCGGCUCGAGCGGAGCCUCACAAGUCUUCGAGAGAAGAUCCGCGAGCUAGACGAUAUUGAGAGGCGGCACUGUAAAUAAUGAUUUGUGGAGGAGCUGAAUAAAGUCGCUUGUGAUCUAAGAGUAAAAA